This is a messenger RNA of Maudiozyma barnettii, 1377 nucleotides long. RefSeq names its product Ytp1p (gene YTP1). NCBI's taxonomy places the organism in Eukaryota, Fungi, Ascomycota, Saccharomycetes, Saccharomycetales, Saccharomycetaceae. The transcript has a single exon. The coding region runs from base 1 to 1377 and encodes 458 amino acids. The record is from RefSeq and is a predicted model, not a curated record.
AUGAAUAAAAAUGUUGCAGGAGCACAUAAUUUGCUCCUAUUAUUGAUAUGUUUCAUCUUACCAGUAAUUGCUAUUCAACCUAGAGAUAUGCACAUGAUGGGUAUGGAUGAUACGGAUGAGUUGACAAGUCCAGAAAUCACGAACGGUGCAACCAAGUCAUUCCACUGGAUUGCUACAGUUUUCUUCUUAUUUAUGUUGCCAGGUAUUUCUACUGCGUAUUCAUUUGCCAAAAAGACUCAUACAGCUGUUUUAUUUCAAUGUAUAUCCGGUGCAUAUGCAUUAUUAGAAGCCAUAAUUUUAAGAUUCCCGGACAGUGAAAAUGUUGAGAACUCUACUUCUAGAGCAGCAGCGUGGAUUGUCCUAGUGCUCACUAGUAUUUCAUUGUUUUUUGGUAUGUUGAGUAGUGGAACUAAACUGGUUAUAUCCAAUAAGAGACUAAAUAAAUUUGCAACUGCGACUGGUGAAAGAACAUUAAACGUGAUACACUCAUAUUUGUCGAUGUUUACAACUAUUGUAGGAUGGGUCAAAGUUUGUCUGGCACCUGUCUCAAUGUUUGGGUUUUGUAGAGAUGGUCACACUGGACAAUGUUUAGCUCACGGAAUUAUGGGAUCUAGUUUUGUACUAUAUGGGUUCAUUUACUCCAUGGUUUUGCAGGUUCCGUGGUUAAGAAAUUCUAAUUCAUCAUAUAGUCAAGAUUAUAUCGACAGUUGGAUUAUGUGUUUAUAUGGUAUUGUAAAUACAUUUACUGAACAUAGAUGGGGUAGAGAAGAAUGGUUUAUGCAUGAUUAUCAACACACUGCAAUGGGUAUUAUAUGGUGGGCUGGUGGUCUCCUAGGUAUUUAUUUAGGCAGACAUAACAAGAGAACUUUCAUUCCAAGUUUGUUAAUUAUUUUUACAGGUUGGUCAAUGACCCAGCAUUCUCAACGAUUAAUAAUAAGUACUAACGUUCAUUUAUUUUUUGGGAUUAUUCUUAUGGUGGGAGGUACAUUGAGAAUAUUUGAAAUUAGUGUCUUGUUAAGGGACAAAAGGUCCGCUGGUGAAAUAUUAUCUUUCCAAUAUCUUGCCCCAUUUUGUCUUGUGUCAGCAGGUAUCUUAUUUAUGGGAGCCACCGAAGAGCAAGUGACAUUGGUGUUAAGAUUGGGUGCAGAUCACAGUUCAUAUAUCUUAGUGGCACUUUCUGGUGCAUUCUUAGUCUACUUCUGGAUCCUUGUUUGUUUGGAUCUUUAUGUCUAUCUAGCGGAAGGGCAUGAUAAAAUUGGAUUUUUAGAUAAGUAUGUUGAUUCUACGCAAGGUAUGGAUACCCCCGCAGAAUUCGAGUUCGACGAAGACAUAAACGACGACCCAAUUGAUGUUAGAUCAGAGAGUUUUGAGAUGUAA